CAGGAAGGCGGGGUCUCGCCCGAAUCGCUGAGGGCUGGACUGGCUGGAGGUGUGGGCCGUAACGGCGUGGAGAGGCUGUAAUGACAUCAACUAAUAAAGCAAUUGAAUUACAACUGCAAGUGAAACAAAAUGCAGAAGAAUUGCAAGACUUUAUGAGGGAUUUAGAAAACUGGGAAGAAGAUAUUAAACAAAAGGAUAUGGAACUAAGAAGACAGAAUGGUGUCCCUGAAGAGAAUUUACCUCCUAUUCGAAAUAAGAAUUUUAGGAAAAAGAAGAAAGGUAAAGCGAAAGAGUCAUCUAAGAAAACCAAAGAUGAAAACACAAAAAACAGGAUAAAGUCUUAUGAUUAUGAGGCGUGGGCAAAACUUGAUGUGGAAAGUAUUCUUGAUGAACUUGACAAAGAAGAGACUACCCAUGAUUCUCUGUCUCAAGAAUCAGAGUCAGAAGAAGAUGGAAUUCAUGUAGAUUCACAAAAGGCCCUUGCUCUAAAAGAAAAGGGCAAUAAGUACUUCAAACAAGGAAAAUAUGAUGAAGCAAUUGAGUGCUACACCAAAGGCAUGGAUGCCGAUCCAUAUAACCCUGUGUUGCCAACAAACAGAGCAUCAGCAUACUUUAGAAUGAAAAAGUUUGCUGUUGCUGAGUCUGAUUGUAAUUUAGCAGUUGCCUUGAAUAGAAGUUAUACAAAGGCUUAUGCAAGACGAGGUGCUGCUCGAUUUGCUUUGCAAAAAUUAGAGGAUGCCAAAAAAGAUUAUGAAAAAGUGUUAGAACUGGAACCAAAUAACUUUGAAGCAACAAAUGAACUCAGGAAAAUUAAUCAGGCUUUACCAUCCAAAGAAAACUCGCAACCACAGGAAGCCGACAUGGUGAUUAAGUCAACCGAAGGAGAGAAGAAGCAAGUUGAAGAGCAGCAGAAUAAGCAGCAGGCCAUUUCAGAGAAAGAUCUGGGGAAUGGAUUUUUCAAAGAGGGAAAAUAUGAAAGAGCAAUUGAAUGCUAUACUCGAGGAAUAGCAGCAGAUGGCACUAAUGCCCUUCUUCCAGCUAACAGAGCAAUGGCCUAUCUGAAGAUUCAGAAAUAUGAAGAGGCUGAAAAUGACUGCACACAAGCUAUUUUAUUAGAUGGCUCGUAUUCUAAAGCUUUUGCCAGAAGAGGAACUGCAAGAACAUUUUUGGGAAAGUUAAAUGAGGCCAAACAAGAUUUUGAAACUGUUUUACUUCUGGAACCUGGAAAUAAGCAAGCAGUAACUGAACUUUCCAAAAUUAAAAAGGAAUUAAUUGAGAAAGGACACUGGGAUGAUGUCUUUCUCGAUUCUACUCAGAGGCAAAACGUGAUAAAACCCAUUGAUAAUCCACCUCGUCUUGGAUCAACUAAGCCACUAAAGAAGGUUAUUAUUGAAGAAACUGGUCAUUUGGUACAGACUGUUGAUGUGCCAGAUAGCACUACUGCUGCUGCUCCAGAGAGGAAUCCUGUUAAUCUAGCAAAUGUAACAGCAACCACAAACACUGCAAGUAAGAAGAGUUCAAGCCAGGAUGACCUGUUGCCCACAAGUGAUAUUCCAAAAGCAAAAGUAUUGAAAACAGAAGAAAUCAGUGAUACUUCAGCCCAGGAACCUCGAGUUAAUUUGAAACCGGAUGUAUGUCAGUCUUUCAGUGAGAAGAUUUCUAUAGAGGUAGACAAAAUACCUGCUCAGUUUAUCACAACUGUUCUUCCUCCAGUUCCUGCAAACUCCUUUCAGCUUGAAUCUGAUUUUAGACAACUGAAAAGUUCUCCAGAUAUGUUAUAUCAGUAUUUGAAGAAAAUUGAACCAUCCUUGUAUCCUAAGUUGUUUCAGAAAAAUCUAGAUCCAGAUGUAUUCAAUCAAAUCAUUAAAAUUCUACAUGACUUUUACAUUGAGAAAGAAAAGCCAUCACUCAUCUUGGAAAUUUUACAAAGGCUUUCUGAACUGAAAAGGUUUGACAUGGCAGUGAUGUUUAUGUCAGAACCUGAGAAAAGAAUUGUACGUGUAUUAUUCAAUCACAUAGAGAAAUCAGGAUUGAAGGGUAAUUCCGUUGAAGAACUCAAGAAAAGAUAUGAUGGUUGAUUUCCAUUUUUACUGGAAUUAUUGUCUGACUUUCACUGUACAUUUUUUUCUAUUGAAAUAAAGUGUUUUGUUCUCUUUUUAAGAAAAUGAAA
This is a messenger RNA of Phyllostomus hastatus (greater spear-nosed bat), 2170 nucleotides long. RefSeq names its product RNA polymerase II associated protein 3 (gene RPAP3). Lineage: Eukaryota; Metazoa; Chordata; Mammalia; Chiroptera; Phyllostomidae. The transcript has 17 exons. Bases 81 to 2078 code for a protein of 665 amino acids. The record is from RefSeq and is a predicted model, not a curated record. Gene Ontology annotation, molecular function: protein binding.